UGUGCACUUCUGCCGCGACCCAUUGCCAGCGAUAAUUCAGGUAUAAAAGGAAGCGUGUGUCCAAUGGACUAUCAGUUUCGACAUUGAACUUAUCCAAGUGAUUACCAAAGCCUCUUAACCACAUUUAAUACAAACACAAAAUGGACUUUUACUAUGUGCCUCCAUCUCCCCCCUGUCGCGCCGUCCUGAUGGCCGCAAAAGCUUUGGGAGUCGAAUUGAAUAAGAAGUUGCUGAAUUUGUUUGCUGGAGAGCAUUUGAAGCCCGAUUUUCUUAAGAUCAACCCACAACAUACAGUCCCCACAUUGGUGGACGGUAGUUUCGCAAUUUGGGAAUCCCGUGCCAUAAGUAUUUACUUGGCCGAAAAAUACGGUAAAAACGAUUCGUUAUACCCGAAAUGCCCGAGGAAGCGUGCUGUCAUCAACCAACGUCUCUUCUUUGACGUCGCCACAAUAUAUCAGGCCUUCAUUGAUACAUACGUCACGCAGUAUCUCUUCAAGCAACCCGUCGAUGCGGAGAAGUACAAGAAGAUCGACACAGCUUUUGAGUUGUUGAACACCUUCCUGGAAGGUCAGAAUUAUGUUGCUGGAGAUUCUUUUACUCUGGCUGAUAUCUCACUAUUGGCAACGGUCUCAUCUUAUGAUGUUGUCAACUAUGAUUUCAAGAAAUAUGUCAAUGUGGCCAGAUGGUACGAAAACUUGAAGAAGACUGCACCUGGCUGGGAAGAAAACUGGGCUGGCUGUUUGGAAUACAAAAAGCUGUUGGGUCUUUAAGUUUAGAAUACUUAAUAUUUUAGUUUUGUGAGCAACGGUGGAUUGUAUAAUAUAUUUAAAUAAAUAUUGAGUAUUUCACGAAA
Zeugodacus cucurbitae (melon fly) is the source of this 853-nucleotide messenger RNA. Its product is annotated as glutathione S-transferase 1. NCBI's taxonomy places the organism in Eukaryota, Metazoa, Arthropoda, Insecta, Diptera, Tephritidae. The record is from RefSeq and is a predicted model, not a curated record. The transcript is spliced from 2 exons. Gene Ontology annotation, biological process: glutathione metabolic process. Gene Ontology annotation, molecular function: glutathione transferase activity. The coding region runs from base 141 to 770 and encodes 209 amino acids.